This is a messenger RNA of Drosophila subobscura, 2504 nucleotides long. It is a transcript of the gene Hrb87F, whose product is annotated as heterogeneous nuclear ribonucleoprotein 87F. The coding region runs from base 110 to 1318 and encodes 402 amino acids. The transcript is spliced from 4 exons. The record is from RefSeq and is a predicted model, not a curated record. Gene Ontology annotation, molecular function: RNA binding. NCBI's taxonomy places the organism in Eukaryota, Metazoa, Arthropoda, Insecta, Diptera, Drosophilidae.
CGGUCCUACUAAUCGUUCACUGCUGGGGCUUGGCUUGGGCUUGUGAAAAAGUGAAUUUAUUGAACAGUUUUUUACGUCAAACUCGUGCAGUUGUGCAAAUAUAAGUACAAUGGCUGACUUAAACGACUCCAACGGCAACUACGACGACAACGAUGAGCAGAUUACCGAGCCAGAGCAGCUACGUAAGCUGUUCAUUGGCGGCCUGGACUACCGCACCACUGACGACGGCUUGAAGGCGCACUUUGAGAAAUGGGGCAACAUUGUCGAUGUGGUCGUGAUGAAGGAUCCGAAGACAAAGCGCUCUCGCGGCUUUGGGUUCAUCACCUACUCGCAGUCCUACAUGAUCGACAAUGCCCAGAACGCUCGUCCCCACAAGAUCGACGGCCGCACCGUCGAGCCGAAGCGUGCGGUGCCGCGCCAGGAGAUUGAUGCCCCCAAUGCCGGGGCCACAGUUAAGAAGCUGUUUGUGGGUGGCCUACGUGACGACCAUGACGAGGAGUGCCUGCGAGAGUACUUCAAGGACUUUGGCCAGAUCGUCGGCGUGAAUAUCGUGUCGGACAAGGAUACCGGCAAGAAGCGCGGAUUCGCCUUCAUAGAGUUCGACGAUUACGAUCCUGUUGACAAGAUCAUUCUCCAAAAGACACACACCAUCAAGAACAAGAGCCUCGACGUGAAGAAGGCCAUAGCCAAACAAGAUAUGGAUCGUCAGGGCGGCGGCGGAGGCGGUGGUGGUGGUGGCGGUGGAGGAGGCAGCAGCGGCGGCGGUGGUGGUGGUGGCCGUGGAGGCCCUGGUGGACGCGUAGGAGGCCGUGGGGCUGAUCGCGGUGGCCAAGGGGGCGGCUGGAGCAACAAUCGCCAGAACGGCGGCGGCAAUUGGAACGCCGGUGGCGGUAGCUUCGGCAACAAUGGCAACUUUGGCAGCAGCCAGGGCGGUGCCGCCGGAGGCUGGAAUCAGCAGAGCGGCGGCAGUGGUCCCUGGAACAAUCAGGGCAGCAGCGGCGGCUGGAACAACGGCGGCGGUGGUGGUGGCUACGGAGGCGGGAAUAGCAACGGAAACUGGGGAGGCAAUGGCGGUGGCGGCGGCAGUUUUGGCAAUGACUACCAGCAGAGCUAUGGCGGCGGCCCACAGCGAAGCAACAACUUUGGCAACAGCCGGCCUGCUCCAUACAGCCAAGGCGGCAGCGGAGGCGGUGGCGGUUUCAACAAAAGUGCAAACCAAGGAGGCGGUGGCCAGGGCUUUGGGGGCAACAGCUACAACACUGGAGGAGGAGGCGGCGGCCAGGGUGGAAACAUGGGCGGCGGCAAUAGACGUUACUAGACAAGGUAAUCACAUAGAGAGUCAGUUCAAGCUUCAAGCUAGACAAACAGGCAGUCUAGGCGCAGGCAGACACAGACAGGCACAGGCAGAGGCAGGCAUUCAGUGACAGUGUGACAAGUGUGUGGGCGAGAAGAGUGUGUCAUAGAAGGCAGACAAAUACAAGAACAAGCAAUACAAUGCAAGAGAACAGCAAACAAACAGUUAUGAUAUGCAGUUUUAAGCCCUCAAACCCCCUGAAACGCGUACCGUGUGCGUUUGUGUUAAUAAGAGCCACAAAACAAGCAAAACAAAUCCUCACUCCACUUGUCGACAGCUUGACUGCUGCUGUCUCUCUCUUUAUAAACAACAAUAAUAUCAAUUCAUGUAUAGGAUUUUAAGAACCUUGAACGCUUAGUUUUAACUAUAUUAACAAGAAAAACGAUAACGAAAACAAAAGAAAGAAAAACCAAACAAAAAACGAAAAAUAUACUAAACUACAUUUUAUUUUAUGAUCAAUUUGACUACCAAACACCACCACAACAACAACAACAGUAACGAGAAUAAUGAAUUAUGAAUGCAGCGUUAAACAAUCUCGUUGGGCACGGGCUGCGGACAGGUAGAGUACCCUUACCCUUAGCUUUUACUGUGUGUGUGUGUAGCUCGUCGGAGGCGGUCGGCCAACUCCACCGCCAUUGCGGCAGGUUGCUGUCAAAGCAACGUGGUACACCUCCAACCCGCCUCAGAUACAGAGAUAUACAGAGAUGUGCUCUUACGUUUCAUUUUUUUUGCAUUUUGUAGCGGAUGAUGAGCGCCAUUACACAAAGCAAUCAAAUAGAAAAAUAUUUUAUAACACCAUUUUGUACAUUUAAGAAAUUUUAUAUUAUUUAUAUAUCGUAUACACGAAAGAGAAUAAUAUUACUAUCCAAACCCAAAAUUCCCGGCAGCGAGUUAAGCAAGUCUUGUUCUCUACCCAGAAUUUAAUGAGCCGUAACACCCACUAGACCUACUAAAAGGAAAGCACACAACAUGCUCGUGUAAAACGAAACAUACCAACUUUGUUAGACCCUAAGACGUAGAAGUAUGCUACCGAUACACAAGAAAUCCAACAAAACAAACAAACAAAAAACAUAAACUGUAAUUAGUUCGUUACGAGACCAACGAAGGCGAUAAGAAAAUAAAAUUCUACUGAAUGUUACCCACCCGAAAA